This is a messenger RNA of Anthonomus grandis grandis, 3203 nucleotides long. Its product is annotated as extracellular matrix-binding protein ebh-like. The transcript has 6 exons. Bases 356 to 2641 code for a protein of 761 amino acids. NCBI's taxonomy places the organism in Eukaryota, Metazoa, Arthropoda, Insecta, Coleoptera, Curculionidae. The record is from RefSeq and is a predicted model, not a curated record.
CGAUCCCGUUGCCAUUUUUCACGAUUUUAAAACGUAAUAAACCAAAAGGAUGUGAAGGUUUAGGUCACGCCGUAGACUUUGUGGAACCUCUUGCCGCCACCACGGCUGAAAUCGAUAUUUCUGUCUUGUCUCGCUUAUUCUCUGUGCGUUGGUUGUUCUGUGUUCUGUUUAUCACCCGUCCGUGUGGUCACUUAUAUAAAACGACGAGAUUUCUUAUUGCGCCACUUGAAAAUACCGUGAAUUUUGUUCAUCAUAAAACGCCGGCUAAUUUAUUUAUAAAGCCCCGUUAAAGUGGUUUUUUUAUUGGUUAUCUAACCCGCCGAUUAGUAGUUCGUGUCUUGGAUUGAUUUAUAAGAUGUUUGCUUCUAUUAGGAACUUCGGCAGCCGAAUCGGGCAGCUGUUUACACGAAAAAAGAAUGACGUGGCAGAAGAAGUGAAAGAAACAGAGGAGCAUAUUGAGGAUGUGGUUGAAGAAAGAACGAAGAAAACAAACGAAGCUUUAGAUAAGACAAAGAGUGAUGCUCAGAAAAUCGCUCAAGAAGCAGCUGAAGCUGUAAGCAGAGCAAAAUCGAACCUAAGCGAAGAUCUUCAAAAUGUAGGGAAACAAAUAGACCAGCAGUUACAGCAUAAAGCCCAAGAAGCCGAACACACCCUUCAAGAAACUCUACAAAACUUAGGAAAAAGCAUUGAUACGAAGUUACAUGACGCAUCUGUCGCUGUCGAUACCAAAAAGAACGAACUUGCCCAUUCUGCCGAAUCCGAGAGACAAAAAAUCGUAAGCGGAGCCCAGAAUCUGGCAAAGACCAUUGAUAACAAAGUAAAAGAAACCGAAGAGGCAGCAGCGAAAAAAGCCAGAGAAUCCGUUGAACGAGCCCAAGAAGCUGCCAAGUGCAUCGAUAAUAAAUUAAAAGAAACCGAAAAAGCUGCGGCUGAAGCAUUAAAAGCCGAACGAUUAGCGCAAGGUGCCCAAACUUUGGCGCAAAACAUUGAUCACAAAGUGAAAGAAACUGAAGCUGCAGCUACACAGAAAGCCAAGGAAGCAGCCGAUGCUUUAGCAGCAGAAAAACAACGUCUGGCUCAAGGUGCACAAAGCUUGGCCCAGGGUAUUGACAACAAGUUUAGGGAAACUGAAGCUGCAGCGGCACAAAAAGCCAAAGAAGCAGCUGAUUCCCUAGCAGCAGAAAAACAACGUCUAGCUCAAGGUGCACAAAGCUUGGCCCAAGGUAUUGACAACAAGUUUAGGGAAACUGAAGCUGCAGCGGCACAAAAAGCCAAAGAAGCAGCUGAUGCUUUGGCAGCCGAAAAACAACGCCUGGCUCAAGGAGCACAAAACUUGGCCCAAGGUAUUGACAACAAGGUUAGAGAAACUGAAGCUGCUGCCGCGCAAAAAGCGAAGGAAGCGGCGGAUGCUUUAGCCGCAGAAAAGCAACGGAUCGCUGAAGGAGCUCAGAAUUUGGCUAAGAAUGUUGAUAAUAAGGUGAAGCAAACUGAGGAAGUUUUGUCCAAUAAAGCCAAGGAAGUUGCAGAAGGCGCUCAGAACUUAGCUCACUCAAUGGAUAACAAAGUAAAAGAAGCGCAAGAAGCAGCUGCUCGCAAGGCACAAGAAGCAUCUGCCGCAGCUGAAAGAAAAAAGCAAGAAUUAGCCCAAGGAGCGGAAAAUCUAGCGCACAGAAUCAACACCAAAAUAAACGAGACUGAAGAAGCGGCUGCUAGAAAAGCAAAAGAAACUGCCGAGGCCGCUAACAAUCUAGCCAAAGCUGCUGAUAAUAAGAUAAAAGAAACAGAACAGGCAGCGGCCAACAAAGCCAAAGAAGCGGCAGAAGAGGCUCAACAAUUUGCAAAAAACGUCGAUAACAAAAUUAAAGACACGCAGGAGGCGGCGGCUCAUAAAGCCAAAGAAGUUGCCGAACAACUUGAUAAUAAACUUCAUGAAACUCAACGAGCCGCUGCGGAAAAAGCAGCCGCUUCAAUGGGAGCCGCCCAAAACGCAGCAAUAGUGAUCGAUAAUAAAGUGAAAGAAGCUGAAGAGGCAGCUGUUAAUAAAGCCAAGGAAGCUGAAAAGGCCGCCGCUGAAAAGGCACGUCAAGCAGCAGAAUCUGCCCAAAACAUGGCCAAAGAUCUAGACAAUAAACUGAAAGAAACUCAGGAAGCUGCCGCACAAAAAGCUAAAGAUGUCGCCGACAAUCUGGAGGCUGGCAAAGAAAGACUCGCCGCUGGUGCACAAAGUUUCAAUCAAGGAGCCCAACAGAAGGUUAACGAAGCUGCAGCAAGUGCGCAGAGCUGGGCUAAAGGCGUCGACAGUAAGAUCCAGGGUGUGGCCGCUUCCGCAGAAGAAGAGAAACAGAGGCUUGCACAGGCCGCUCAAAAUGCCGCGCACAACGUUAAUGAAGGUUUCCAAUCCUUUGGUAACGCUAUGACACAAAGAGCACACCAAAUAAACGCUGGCCUACACGAUGCCGAAAUCUCCCUAGAAGAAAAUCUUCGACGAUCCGCUCAAAAUGUGGAUAACAAAUUGAGAGAAUCUGGAAAGGCGAUGCAAGACGAUUUAGAGGAAAGUAAUAAAAUGGCACAUGCCGGUUUGGAUGACCUCUCGAGCGCCGCAUCGAAUAUUUUUGGAAAGAGUUUGCUCCCAAAAGAGUGAACUUAUAUAUGUUACUAAUGAACAAACUGAAGUGCUGUGUACUGAUCGUGAGAUAACUUACUAUUAAGUAUAUUUAGUGUCAUUGAAUCCACCAUUGUCAAUUCUUGUGCCUAUGCUACUAGAAGGUAUAAUCGAUAUUUUUAGAUGCUAUAUAUAUAUCAACUUUCUUUGCUGGAAAUGUAUGGCAACGUAACCGAGCCUUUUAAUAUUUUUUACUGUUGUAGACAAAAAAAAAACUAUAAAUAUCUCCUAUAAAAAUAAAUCAUCAAUGUCCUAUUAAAAAUGAAUAAAUAAAAGCUUUAGUGUUAGUAUAAUAACAUUAUAUUCAUUAGUUUUUUUAAAUAUAUUUAAUAGAUCUAAAUAAUUUAUAUCAAGCAACGACCUGCAAGACGCAAUAUAACAUUAAAACACAUAUUAAUAUUAUAAAAUUUGGUAAAACAAAUUUAUGUUUACACGAUUAUUCUGUCACUCACUUUACAUUCUUGUUUUUUUUUAUGAAGUUUUGUUAUAAAUAUAUUUAAUAUUGUUGCGCUUUUGGGAAAUAAAAUGGCGAUGAUAGAUA